Molecule: messenger RNA, 2534 nt
Organism: Sinocyclocheilus anshuiensis
Lineage: Eukaryota; Metazoa; Chordata; Actinopteri; Cypriniformes; Cyprinidae
Product: VPS9 domain-containing protein 1-like
Exons: 16
Coding region: 15-2096 (693 amino acids)
Biological process (GO): vesicle-mediated transport
Cellular component (GO): endocytic vesicle; cytosol
Molecular function (GO): guanyl-nucleotide exchange factor activity; small GTPase binding
Source: RefSeq, a predicted model, not a curated record
UGUGUUUUGGCAGGAUGGCCGCCCCUGUAAGUGACAGCAGUCAGAGACCGCUGCAGAAUGCCAUGAGACUUGUAAAAUUGGCCAUUCAGCUGGAUACCGGCAACAGACACAAGGAGGCGUACUGUGAAUACUUGAGAAGUAUCAGCUACAUCUCUCAUGCUUUGCUUGAAGAUGCCACAUCUAAACAGAUGGAGUCGGUGGAAUUGGAGAAAAUGGUGAAACUAGUUGAGCAAUGUUUAGAGAGGAUUAAAUCAUGCAUCAUAAGAAAGCGAGAGUCCCCAACACCCGUCAUCUCCUCCACUCCUCUGUCCGCUUCCCAGCAGACCACCAUUCCUGCUAUUAAUGUGACAAAUCAUCCCAAAAUGACAGAAACACCUAAUGCAGCUGCAUUGGUUUCUGAGACCCAAAGUAGACAGCAACCCACCAGACAUCGCAGAGUCCUCUCUGAGGGAGGCAAGACCGACUCCCCCUUCCUGCCACCUGAAGUCUUCCAGAAGCUUCAGUCAAUGGAAUCACAAGACAACCGAAAGGAAUUAACGCCUAUUGAAGAAGCAUCACGUCUCAACCAGAAACUUAAGGCUAAUUAUGAGGCUCGGCUGGCAAGACUUACCCCUGGUCAGGCCACACAAAAAACCUCAUUGACUCUCUCACUCCAGAGGCAGAUGAUGGAGAAUCUGAUAAUAGCCAAAGCCAGGCAAGAUGCACUUCAAAGAAAAAUGGAGGAAAGGAGACUCAGGCUGCAGGAAGAAGCCAACAGGAGGUUUGUGACCUGUGGGACCAUGACAGCUGAGGAACAAGAGCAGCGGGUUCUGUAUGCGAGUGUACUUGAAUAUGAGCAAGAUCAUGAAUGGCCAAAAAUUUGGAAAGCUAAUCUGAAAAAGAAUCCAAAUGAUCCAACGUUGGUUUCAGGUCUUAUCUCAUGUCUUCUCAGCUACCCAGACCACCCAGUCAUAAAGUUGCUGAAGAGGCUUCAGUAUCGGGUGUAUAACAGACUGUAUCCUAUAGUGAGCCAGUGUGUUCCUCUGAGCACAGCGCCUGGUCACUCACUAGUACCCUUAAAGCCCUCCCGCAGUGCCCAAAGCCUGCUCCUGUCCGACAGUCCUAUCUCUCCACAGCAGCAGCAGAGCCCACUCAAAUCUGCUAUGACACACAGCUUAUCUGAUGCCUCCAUCUCUUUUUCCCCAUCCCACGACCUCAAUGCCAACAACACAAAGUCUGAGACAGACCCGGAUGAGUCCUCAACUCUGGUCUCUACAGAUAGGGAGAACUCUUUUGAGGAUCUAGAGAAGUUUCUUACUCAGCUGGACUGGGUUCCUUCUCACAGUGGUGAUGAUACAGACUCUGAUGUGACCUUCGACACAACACACAUAGACCUAGAGUCUCAUGUUCAUCAUCUUGAGGAUCGUGCUUUGAAGGAACAUUUGAAGGCCAUCAUCAAAGACAUCCACAUUUCUGUUGAUCGCCUGCUGUCUCUGUGUCUUCUGUCCUUUGAAUGUCUCAACACUGCAAAUUCUAAGGACCAAUGCGUGGCGAGUAUAGAGGAAGUCUUCUUCACCCCUAUUUGGUGCCCUCUGUCAGCACUUUUUAGGAAGGUGUAUCGAGAACGGGAGCUGGCUGUUGAGAGCAGCAUGCGUUUUCAUCGUAAUGUGUCACCUGGUGAUGUUGGCGUACCAUCCAAACUGUUCCCCAGAGACCCAGCUGUGCUGCACGGUUCCUACCCAUACGAGUCAGCGGUGCAGGAGCUGAAGCUUCUGUAUAGAGACUAUUGUCCUCAGAAGAAACUGGAGUGUAUAGUGAGAACUCUACGAAUCAUCUGUGGCUGUGCUGAAGAGUACCGCCUCCUGCAAGAAAAUGAUCCUCCACCCAAAUCAGCAGCAAUAGGUGCUGAUGACCUGUUGCCCAUCCUGGCGUUCGUGGCUUUACGCAGUGAAAUGCCUCAGCUGGUGUCUGAAUGUGCUGCGUUGGAAGAAUUCAUUCACGAGGGGUAUCUGAUCGGAGAGGAAGGGUACUGCCUGACGUCAAUGCAGAGCGCGCUGACCUAUGUUGAGUCAUUGACCUUGGGUGGGUCUCCGCCCCUGACUGCCAAACCCACCUGACGUAGGGGCCUUAGCCUACGGAAAGAUCUCAUGGUGUUUUGACAGUCCUCAGGAGUUGGUGUAUCUCCUCUGCUUGGUCUGUGUAGUCCCAAAUCAGGCCAGACAUCAGUUCUGUUCAAAUCCUCCCCACCUACGGCUUUGAAGGGACUGGAGAAGGUUAUUCUCUGCGUUUGGGCACUACAGGGCAGGUUCAUCCGAAUGUGGUUUAAAAAAAAAAAAGAGACUGAAUGGGAUGAAAUUAGCAAGAUGUUAGGAAAGGACUUGUGGAAAGUUUAGUAAAAAAAUUUUUUUAUUAAUGUGUGUAUAUUCUAAUGCCAUUGAUUUUUUUUUUCUUGUCCAAAUGUAUUUCCCAGAGAAUUUUACUAUGGAAAUGAAAGACUAAAGCACUACUAGCAUUUGUUAACCCUAUUUAUUAAACAAUAUAAAAAGUGACACUAA